AUGUCAUUUCGGUGUCUCUCGAGUACAACUCAUGCGCAGGACCGGCAGUCCGAAUACGACGAAUUCUUUCGCUGUACGACCCAACGGUGGAUCUGGAAUGAGGCCCGUCAGCUCGCGAUGCGGUAUAAGCCGUUCAACGUUUCCGCUCUCAAGCGUGUGGCUUGCGAUGCGACAGGUGCGAAGACCUGCACGUCAAUGAUCAAGUUCGCUGAAGGGUCCUUCAACAAAAUCUUCCUAUUAAAAUUCGACAACGGAGAAGAAUGCAUCGCUCGUAUACCUUGUCCCGGUGCUGGCUCUGACAGGCUCUUGAUCUCGAGUGAAGUGGCUACUCUGGACUUCGCGCACCGCCACCUCGGCAUUUCUACUGUGCCCAAGAUACUAGCAUGGAGUGCCGACGGCGACGGCUCUGAAGUCGGAAGCAGCUAUAUGAUAAUGGAGAAGCUGCCGGGAGUGCCUCUUUCUGACCGCUGGUAUAGUCUCACUGCCAAAGAAGCAUGGGACGUGAUGGACUCUACGAUUCAGAUGGAGAAGACGAUGCGCUGUGUCCAGUUUUCGCAGAUAGGAAGCCUCUACUUCAAGGAGGAUGUUUCUGAAGAGCUCCAGUCUCGCCGCCUCUACGCAUCUGACGUUCCUGAUGACGACGCUUCUGACAGGUAUCGCAUUGGACCGACUGUUGAGUACGAUUUUUGGAGGGGCGAGAGGAAGAACUUGAACAUUGACCGUGGACCUUGGUCUGACGUUUACUCCUACGCGGUAGCGGUCGCGGAACGGGAGAAACUAUGGUUAUCUUCCUUUACACCAGAUCGUUCUGCUCAUCUCAAGGGCCCUUAUGCAUCCCGCGAUGCUCAUCUUCAACUUUUGGACGACUUUCUUGCAACCAUACUAAAUGUCGAUAUACCCGCUCAUUUCUU
This is a messenger RNA of Punctularia strigosozonata HHB-11173 SS5, 911 nucleotides long. RefSeq lists its product as uncharacterized. The record is from RefSeq and is a predicted model, not a curated record. The annotation marks the transcript as partial. Gene Ontology annotation, cellular component: mitochondrion. The transcript is spliced from 4 exons. NCBI's taxonomy places the organism in Eukaryota, Fungi, Basidiomycota, Agaricomycetes, Corticiales, Punctulariaceae.